AUGAAGUGUUUAUGCAAAGCAGCCAUCGUUAUUGGAGUGUUGGGAGUAUUGGGGGUCAUAGCAGGGUUGGUCGCUUGGGUUGUGAUAGCCACUAGGAACGACCCACCCCCGGAGAUCAUCCCCCUGGAAUGGUGGCAACACUGCACGCUUUACCAAAUCUACCCAAGAUCUUUCAAGGACAGUAAUGCUGAUGGGAUUGGAGACUUGCAGGGUAUCAUCAGCGAGCUGCAACAUUUCGCAGAUUCAGGUGUAGAUGCAAUAUGGAUGUCACCUAUCUUCGAGUCUCCGAUGAUAGACUUCGGAUAUGAUAUCAGCAACUAUUAUAAAAUACAUUAUGAGUAUGGGGAUAUUGAAGACUUUGAUGAGUUGCUGAACAAGGCGCAUGAAUUAGGUAUCAAGGUGCUGCUGGACUUCGUGCCAAAUCACGCGAGUACCCAAUCUCACUAUUUCAUAGAAUCAGAGGCCAACAAUCCGAGGUACAGAGACUACUUCAUGUGGGACGAUGGGUUGGAAGACCCCAACAACGCUUCCAACAGACUUCCACCAUCCAACUGGGUUAGCCAGUUCGGUGGAUCAGCUUGGCAAUGGAGUGACGCGCGGCAGCAGUUCUACCUUCACCAAUUUGCUAUCGAACAAGGAGACUUUAACUUUACCCACCAACCUGUCAGAGAUGAAAUGUUCAACAUUAUGAGAUUUUGGCUCGACAAGGGGGUUGAUGGCUUCAGACUAGAUGCUUUACCAUAUCUUUUUGAAGCUAAUCCAGCUGAUCAUGGUGGAAGGUAUCCCGAUGAUCCGUUGAGUGGCUUGGUACAUAUUCAGCCGAAUGAGCGAGGAUAUACAAUACCGUUAUACACCAAGGAUUUGAUAGAAAUAUACGAUGUAGUUCAUGAGUGGAGAGAUUUCAUCGACAGAUAUAACGAGGAACACGGUGGUGAUACCAGGGUCAUCUUCUCCGAAGGCUACGCUAACAUCUCCAUGACGAUGUUGUACUAUGGCAACGAGUACGGUUAUAUUGGCGCUCAUUUCCCCUUCAAUUUCGAUUUCAUCACUGAUGUUUCAGCUGAAUCUAAUGCCAGAGAUCUUGUUUAUACUGUUCUAAAGUGGCUUACACAUAUGCCUCAAGGUGCUGCAGCUAAUUGGCAGUUUGGAAACCACGACAACAGCAGAAUGCCAAGUCGGUUCCGCAUUGACAUGGUAGACGGACUCAACAGCUUAAACAUGAUGUUACCGGGGGCUUCAGUUACAUAUCAAGGGGAAGAGAUUGGCAUGAGGGAUGGUUAUGUCAGCUGGAAUGAUACAGUGGACGUGGAAGCUCUCCAGCAAGGGAACGAAAGCAACUAUAUGGAAUUUUCUCGAGAUCCAGCUAGGACUCCGUUCCAUUGGGAUAAUUCCACCAAUGCUGGCUUUUCCACCGGCAAUCGUACUUGGUUGCCAAUAGCAGGUGAUUACAUGGAAUUGAAUUUAGCGAAACAGAAGGAGGAUGAUAGAAGCCAUUAUAAGGUCUACCAAGCUUUAACGCGACUCCGCAAGACAACAACCCUCAUCCACGGCGACUAUAACAUCAGGGCCUUUUCCAAUUUCGUUUUCUACCUUAUAAGAUACCUCAGGACCUUCGACACCUACGUUUUGGUUUUCAAUGUUGGAGAAAGAACGGAAACCGUGGAUUUGAACAGAGUUCCUUAUCUAACGCUACCGGCGACCGUAUACGUGUCAAGCAUAAAUUCAACAAGAGUCGAAGGAACUGUAAUCGAUUAUAAUGUACUGACUCUCGCUGGAGGCGAAGCUUUGGUACUUCAAGCACCACCAGUCUAG
Molecule: messenger RNA, 1812 nt
Organism: Arctia plantaginis
Lineage: Eukaryota; Metazoa; Arthropoda; Insecta; Lepidoptera; Erebidae
Source: the annotation of a GenBank genome assembly